AUGAUGAACGUCAGCAUCAGUCGACGUCGCGAGCACGUCCCUCGUCAUGGACUGUCCAUGUUGUCGAUGUACAACGAGGCACCGCGGGUCGAAGUAUCACUCGAGCAGUUUGAAGAGUUUGCGAUCGAUCGGUUGCACGUACUUAAGGCCGUCGAGAACUUCCGACUGCGUAGUGUGCAGAUGAAAGACCGCGAGGGGAGGCUGGACAAGACGCUGAACAAGCACAUGCCACUGCGUUCCGCUGGCUCUCGACGAUCAGGACAAGCAGAAGACGAUGCGGUCAAGGACAUACUGUCGCACUUUUUUCUGCGCAUGGCGUUCUGCCAAACGGAAGAGCUCCGGCGGUGGUUCUUGACGCAGGAGAGUACAUUAUUCCGGUACCGCCUCGACAAAUUGUCGAGGGACGAAAAGAUUCUGUUCAUGAAGCAGAAUGGAUUGGCUUAUGAAGAGGCGACGAUACAGGAGGUUGAAGCAAAAUUGAACAAGCUGAAGGCUGUGCGAGAUGCAAACGACCCGAAAGUCCGCGGUCAAGCCCUACCAGCGUACUUUAAAGUUCCGUUUACAGAGGCAUUGGACCUGGUUGGUACUCGACGAGUCUACAUCGAAGCUGGCACAGCUUAUGUGCCGUUUGAGCACGUCGUGUCGAUUCUGUUUGCUGCUUUUCGUGCUAAUCUGUCAAAGGAACUGUCGGGCGCUUUUCGCAAAUACAAUCGCUCGUUGAUAAGCAAGGACGGCCGCCUCGCUCCAGUGUUGACGAACUUGGCAAAGCACCACAUUGAUGCUGACUUCUCUUCGACCCCUGUCUUCGGCUCGGAGAAUGCUAUUCGACUCGAUAUGAUUGAUGCCCUUGCAUCUACAUCAAUGCCCCUCUGCAUGCGUUCACUUCACAAAGGACUCAAGCUGAACCACCAUUUGAAGUUCGCUGGACGACAGCAGUACGGGCUGUUUCUGAAGGGUAUCGGUCUUCAGCUCGAUGAUGCCAUCGCGUACUGGAAGCAAGAGUUCUGCAAGAAGAUGUCAGUGGAUGACUUUAACAAGAAGUAUGCGUACAACAUACGCCACAACUACGGUAAGGAAGGUAGACGCAAGGACUACGCGCCUUCCAACUGCAUGCGCAUCAUUACUGGCGAUCCACCAAAAACCGGCGACAUUCACGGUUGUCCGUUCCGUCAUUUUGAGCAAGAGCAUCUUCGCAAGGCGCUGCAAGGAGUGCCAGAAGGAGACAAGCGAGAGAUCAUGUCGCUGGCAGAGAAUCAUCACUACCAGAUUGCGUGCAAGAAGUACUUUGAAGCUACUCAUCCCGGCAGUGACCCCGACGUCCUCAUUAACCAUCCCAAUGGGUACUUUGAGGAGAGCCGCAAGUAUCAUGCCGCAAAAGAAAAGGGAACCACAGUCAGCGCUCAUUAA
Molecule: messenger RNA, 1407 nt
Organism: Peronospora matthiolae
Lineage: Eukaryota; Oomycota; Peronosporomycetes; Peronosporales; Peronosporaceae
Source: the annotation of a GenBank genome assembly